GUUCCUUGGCCCGGCGAUACGUACAAAAUCAUAGAAGAAAGCACCGGAGCUUCACUUGCCGUCCACUAUGCAAGCCUUCGGCUCCUUGAUUUUGGAAACGCUUGGGAACCAAAUCUCAGCUGGCUUUGUGUUGAGACCAAUGGCUACUUCGGAUUCUUCCAUCCCCGCAGCAAUCUCUAUCUAAGCGCCCACGGAACGGGGAUAAACCUAUCAAAGACCUUCGGGCCUGAUCAAUACUUCAUACCGAGAAAGCAUCCGAAGGGAGGAUAUCAAUUGUUGUCGCCAGAGGGUCCCAAUACUCUCAAGCAACUAGCGGUUCUUCUGCCCAAUCAAACACAAAUUGUAAGGAGGCAGCAUGCUGGGACAAUUUGGCGAUUUGUC
Molecule: messenger RNA, 381 nt
Organism: Trichoderma citrinoviride
Lineage: Eukaryota; Fungi; Ascomycota; Sordariomycetes; Hypocreales; Hypocreaceae
Exons: 1
Source: RefSeq, a predicted model, not a curated record